UCAAGCUUCUUAAUUUUGAAAUUCUUUCAUGCAAUGGAAACCUUUAGAUGCCUCACAGCAUCUCUAUUACUACCAUUCUUUUUCCUCAUUUUUCUUCACAUCAUCUUCACUUCUCACAAAGGAAACAAUGUUUCCUUUGUUUUUUCUAAUUUAAAUUUUCCAAUCCCAAAAUACAACCAAAACACAACACAAGUAAUUAAACCUCUUCACUUUCUUACUAACUCUGCAUAUAGAAGCUUUGAACAUAAAUCAAAUAGUAGCAUUAUUAAGAAAAUUACUAGCUUGGACAGAGUUGAAGAAAGUUUAGCAGAAGCUCGAGCAUCGAUUCGGAAUGCAGUUUUGUCAAGAAACUAUAGUACUUCAGGGAAGAGAAAUAUCUUUGUCCCAAAAGGGUCCAUUUAUAGAAAUCCAUAUGCUUUUCAUCAGAGUCACAUGGAGAUGGUGAAAAGAUUGAAGAUUUGGGUAUACAAAGAAGGAGAGCAACCAAUAGUACAUGAUGGACCAAUGAACAACAUAUAUGCAAUUGAAGGUCAAUUCAUUGAUGAAAUAGACAUUAGCAAAAAGAGUAAUUUUAAAGCUAAACACCCUAAUGAAGCGCACAUUUUUUUCAUUCCCUUUAGUGUGACAAAUGUGGUACAAUAUGUUUAUAAGCCAAUUAUAUCUAAAGAGGAUUUCAACCGUGACCGUCUUCAAAGGUUGGUGGAGGAUUAUGUAAAUGUUGUGGCUGAUAAGUAUCCUUACUGGAAUAGAAGCAAUGGUGCUGACCAUUUUCUCCUUUCUUGUCAUGAUUGGGCACCAGAUAUCUCUAAUGCAAAUCCAGAUCUAUUCAAGAACUUCACAAGAGUCUUAUGCAAUGCCAACAUUUCUGAAGGGUUCAGGCCCAAUAGGGACGUGUCUAUUCCCGAAGUGUACUUACCUGUUGGAAAAUUAGGCCCACCAAAUUUGGGCCAAAGCCCAAUAAACAGAACUAUAUUAGCCUUUUUUUCUGGUAGAUCCCAUGGAGACAUUAGAAAAUUGCUUCUAAAUCAUUGGAAGGACAAAGAUAAUGAAAUUCAAGUUCAUGAGUAUCUUCCUAAGGAUCAAAACUAUACACAAUUAAUGGGAAUAAGUAAAUUUUGUUUGUGUCCAAGUGGAUAUGAAGUGGCUAGUCCAAGAAUUGUGGAGGCAAUAAAUGCUGGGUGUGUUCCUGUGAUUAUUUCUGAUAAUUAUUCUUUGCCUUUCAAUGAUGUGCUUAAUUGGAGUCAAUUUUCAGUGGAGAUUCCAGUGGAGAAAAUACUUGAGAUUAAGACUAUAUUACAAAAUGUUACAAAAGAUAGGUACAUAAAGUUGUAUAUGAAUGUUAGGAAAGUUCAAAGACAUUUUGUGAUGAAUAGGCCAGCUAAGCCUUUUGAUGUGAUGCAUAUGAUACUUCACUCGGUUUGGCUUAGAAGGCUUAACUUUAGACUUAUAGAUUCACAAUAAAUCAAAAAUGUUUAUGCAUAAAAA
Messenger RNA from Cicer arietinum (chickpea), 1485 nucleotides. Its product is annotated as probable glycosyltransferase At3g42180. Gene Ontology annotation, molecular function: glycosyltransferase activity. Lineage: Eukaryota; Viridiplantae; Streptophyta; Magnoliopsida; Fabales; Fabaceae. The record is from RefSeq and is a predicted model, not a curated record.